Penicillium maclennaniae is the source of this 1665-nucleotide messenger RNA. RefSeq names its product guanosine diphosphatase. Gene Ontology annotation, cellular component: membrane; Golgi apparatus. The transcript has 3 exons. The coding region runs from base 1 to 1665 and encodes 554 amino acids. Lineage: Eukaryota; Fungi; Ascomycota; Eurotiomycetes; Eurotiales; Aspergillaceae. The record is from RefSeq and is a predicted model, not a curated record. Gene Ontology annotation, molecular function: UDP phosphatase activity; GDP phosphatase activity. Gene Ontology annotation, biological process: protein N-linked glycosylation; nucleoside diphosphate catabolic process.
AUGUCGACUGGAGUCGACAAUCAACAGCCUAGCAAAUUAGAUCUGAACGUGGUCGCUCGUCAGCGUUCCGUUUCCCGCAGUAUCGCUUCUGCAUCUCCAAACUCCGUUGAGUCCGGUCGAAUCCCGGGUACACAAAUCGAGAAAAUGGUUUCACAAAGUCAAAGAUCGCGGUGGUUGAAGACUGGAGCCAUUGUUGGCUUCAUCUUCAUGGUCCUUUUGUGGCUGUCACCCUCCAAGCCGGCUGUCUCUUCCUCUGCUUUCUCCCAAGAAAAAGCACCCUCCGCUACGGGUCUUACUACCAAGUGUUCCAAGUCUUUCGAUUCUUCCAAGCCUCUCAUUCAGUAUGCCCUCAUGAUUGAUGCCGGUAGCACUGGCUCUCGUAUCCACGUCUAUCGUUUCAACAACUGCGGUUCUACUCCCGAACUGGAGAACGAGGUCUUCGAGCAGACCAAGAAGAAGGAGGGUGGCUCCGGCCUCAGCUCCUACAUGGAGGAUGCCCAAGGUGCAGCACAAAGUCUGGAUCCUCUCAUGGAAGUCGCUUUGCAGAACGUACCUGAGGAGUACCGCCGCUGUACCCCAGUUGCCGUCAAGGCUACCGCUGGUCUGCGUCUUUUGGGUCCUGAGUUGAGUACGAACAUCCUGGAGGCUGUGCGCUACCGUCUGGAGAACUCCUACCCCUUCCCUGUGGUGUCCCGUGAGAAGGGUGGUGUCGAGAUCAUGGACGGCUCUGAUGAGGGUGUCUACGCCUGGAUCACUACCAAUUACCUUCUGGGCAAGAUUGGUGGCCCCGACGAGACCCCUACUGCUGCGAUCUUUGAUCUUGGUGGUGGUUCCACCCAGAUUGUCUUCCAGCCCACAUUUGAGCUCAGCAAGGCCGGUGGCAUGCCCGAGCAUUUGGCUGAGGGUGACCACAAGUACGAGCUCAAGUUCGGUGGCCGUGAAUUCGAGUUGUACCAGCACUCUCAUCUUGGCUACGGUCUGAUGUCUGCUCGCGAGGCUAUGCACAAGGUGGUCCUCGAGGCUCUGCUGGCUAACAACGACAAGGAUCUGUCCUGGUUGCAGCGCCCCAUCACCAAUCCUUGCAUCCAGCCCAAUCAGCAGAAGGAAGUCACUGUGAAAUUCCCCGAUGACCAUGUGCUCGGACCCAAGACCACGGUUAUCAUGGUGGGACCUCAGGACGGAUCAGCCCCAGCGCAGUGCCGUGCUAUCGCUGAGAAGAUCUUGAAGAAGGAAGCCGAAUGCAAGCUGGCUCCUUGCUCUUUCAACGGUGUCCACCAGCCUUCUCUCGCAAAGACCUUCGCUCGUGAAGAUGUGUUCAUCUUCUCCUACUUCUUCGACCGUACCGCCCCUCUGGGCAUGCCUUCUUCUUUCACUCUGGAUGAGCUGCACCAACUCACCUCCAGUGUCUGUGCCGGUGAGAGCGGCUGGAGUGCCUUCGAGGGCGUGGAGAAUGCUCUGAAGGAGCUUCACGGUCGUCCGGAGUGGUGUCUGGACCUCAACUUUAUGCUGAGUCUGCUCCAUACCGGCUACGAGAUGCCCAUGUCGCGCGAGGUCAAGAUCGCCAAGAAGAUCAAGGACAAUGAACUCGGCUGGUGUCUUGGCGCAAGCUUGCCUCUUCUCAGCCAGGAAUCUGGUUGGACUUGCCGCAUCAAGGAGAUUUCAUAG